Molecule: messenger RNA, 528 nt
Organism: Styela clava
Lineage: Eukaryota; Metazoa; Chordata; Ascidiacea; Stolidobranchia; Styelidae
Product: large ribosomal subunit protein eL31-like
Biological process (GO): cytoplasmic translation
Cellular component (GO): cytosolic large ribosomal subunit; ribosome
Molecular function (GO): structural constituent of ribosome
Source: RefSeq, a predicted model, not a curated record
GACAAAACCUCCAUUUCUUCAUAGCGAAAAUUUGAUAAGUCUUCCAGAAACACAGGUUACGAACUUUGACCCUAGCUUUGUUGCUGCUUUUGGAUCGAGGUUGUCGAUUCGCUCUUUUCGGGAACGUCCUGCCAAUCAAGAUGGUGGCGAAAAAAGACAAGAAGCGUUCUGGUGGGGCGAUGAAAGAUGUCGUAACGAGGGAAUAUACGAUUCAUAUGCAUAAGAGGAUUCAUGGAAUGGGAUUCAAAAAGCGCGCUCCCCGUGCCAUCAAGGAAAUCCGUAAAUUUGCUCACAAGAUGAUGGGAACAGAGGAUGUCAGAAUCGACACCAGAUUGAACAAAGCUGUGUGGGCACAAGGUGUCAGAAAUGUUCCGUACAGAAUCAGAGUCCGUCUCGCACGGAAACGAAACGAGGAUGAAGAUUCCGUCAAUAAAUUAUACACCUUGGUUACUUACGUUCCUGUCGCAACAUUCAAGGGUCUUAACACAGUAAAUGUUGAUUCAGAAGAGUAAAUUAUGAAUUUGAAAA